This is a messenger RNA of Nezara viridula (southern green stink bug), 2444 nucleotides long. The record is from the annotation of a GenBank genome assembly. NCBI's taxonomy places the organism in Eukaryota, Metazoa, Arthropoda, Insecta, Hemiptera, Pentatomidae.
CAGAGCCGGAGCCCACAGGGCCGGGUAAGUUCGGGGACAGAUGUACUUCGUCGGAGGAGUGCGGCUUCAGGGGCAGCCAUUGCGACAACGGGGCCUGCUCCUGUCGGCCAGAACUGCCAGCCACCAACCACUUCGACAAGUGCGGAGUCGAGGUAGAAAUCAACGGAACAUGCUUCUUUCACGAACAAUGCGAGAUGCGCGUGCUGCAGACGGAAUGCCGGGACAACAGGUGCUCAUGCAGAUUCGAGAUGAAACCGGCCCUCAACAAGAAGAACCAAAUAGAAUGUAUCGCGGACAAUGUACCCUGGGAGCCAGAGAGGUACGUGGACCCCACCAUGAUCGGCGUCCUGGUAGGAAUGGCCCUCAUGUUCAUCAUCAUCUGUGUCGUACUCCGCCUCUUCAGCAAAGCCAGGUGGCGAGACAACAGAACUAUCUUCAACACGCCCAACCCACGACUGAUGAAUGUAUCUCUUCUGAGGGACACCAAGGCUGGGAGCGGUGAGCGGAGAGGAUCACGAGGGAGCAACACCAAGCCACCAAGCCGCCAACCAAGCUUAGCAUCCCUCAGGCCGACUUCGCCAUCUCAGUCCCACGCAGUACAAGCUUAAUACUAUCAUGGAUCCGUCUGUCACAGCAGCUUUUGUAAAAUAAACAUAAGCCUUUGGGACCAGCCAUUAACUAAAUUAGCACUUGGGCACACCUAGGAGAAGCUUAAUCGCCUCUGAUACUUCAUAAAAAUUUCAUAUUUCAAGCAUAAAUUAUAUAAGAAAUAAAUAUUUAUAUUUAGAACUAUUUUCUAAUUUGUAUAUCUUCUAUUAUUGUAAGGAAUACUUUUUCAUACUUCUAAUAAGGAACUCACCAUUUAUUUCGACACUUCUUAUAGUUUGUAGAUGUAAUGUAUUGAAUUUUAAAUGUUAGGAUUUUUUUCUAAAUGCUAGAGUAUUGUAAGUUAACAAUAAAAUGAAUACAUUAAUAAAGAUAAAGGAAUUUAGCAAUUUCUAUUAAAGAGGGGUCUAUAAUUACUAAAAUAGAUUUAAAAACUUAGUGAAAUAGACCUGAUAAGUAGAAUUCAAUUGUUAAAAAAAAAAAAAAAAAAUGUAAAGUUCUACUUUAGAUAAUUCUAAAUUGGCUGGGUCCCAUAGAAAAAAAACUUUGGCUUUUAGGUAAAACCAAUUAAUAAAAGUAAUCUAAACCAACCUCUUUUUCCGUUGCUUAAAUAGAACCCUCUAUGUAUUCAUUUUUGUUUCAAUUCUUUUAGUGCCUUCGCAUUCUAUGGAGUACAACAAUAAAAAACAAUUGAUACUAUUUAAAUAAUAAUAAUCUAAUGAUAGUUAAUUUAAUCUUAAAAUCGAGAAGAAAAAAAAAAAGCACCAUUUCCUAAUUAAAAAUUCUUAAGCACCAAAUCCUUCUUAGAAGCUUUUGCUUAAAAUGCUUAAUUUAUUUUUAAAAAUGUGUAUUUUAAACAUUAAUAUUUAAGUACUUAAUAAUUCCUUUUUCUCAUUCGAUGUUUUUUUAUCACUUUUUAAACUUUAAGGUACUAAGGAAUGAGAUGAGAGGAAGCUUUCUUGCAAUGGAUAAUUGUUCCAGGGUUAUCUAUUCCAUAAAAGCUUCUCCCAGUGAUGGGCAACCAGAGAAGCUAAGGGAAGGUUACUCUGGUUGGUGAAAGGACACAAAACUUUUUCGUGGAUUAAACUAAUACAAUUUAAAAGAAUUUUAUAUUGUUAAUGGUGUUCAAUGAGAUCUAAAAAAAAACAUUUGCACUCUUAGGUAUAAUAAUUAAAAUUAAUUAUCUUUACGCUGCUCAAUUGAAAAAUAUAUGAAGCUAAAACUGUGAAUAUUUUAAAUAAUAUGUGUGCAUUCGAGUAAGAUUUUUUCUAUGAGGAUUUGGAGCGUUGCGAAAUAAAAAAAGUGGAUAACCUAAAAGUCGGAGUCCAGACUGGGACGGUGAAUAGCACAAUAUUUUAAAAAGACCUCUAGAGCUUUUUUUUCAAUAUUGAUAUUUUUUAUAGUUUGUGCCAAUCAAAAGAAUCAUAAUUGCCUUACAACUAGAAAAUGGUCUUAUACGGGAUCGGAGGAAGUUCAAGUGGUUUGCAAAUUUAGAUAAAAUAUAUUUAAAUUUUUAAAACUUUUUGCUUUGUUAACUUUCAACGCACAUCAGUCUUGUAAGAUUAAAAACAUUGUGAAUGGGUGUUUCUGCACUUUCUUAUUUAUGUUUAACUAUUUACUUAUUCUAGAUCUUAUCGACUAAUCUUUGCUAAUGAAUUAAGAAAGCUAAGUAGUGAGAACUUAUAUUAUAGGUUUUAAAUAUAUAUUUACUAUUAACAUUUUUCAUAUGACCUUAUAUUAUCUAUUUAAAUAAUUCUUACUUAGUCAUAGUCAAGUAUCUUAUAAUCAUGUACUCAUUUACUUGUAAUUCAUAAUAAAAUAUUUAAUUAUGAAAUGUU